This is a messenger RNA of Stegastes partitus (bicolor damselfish), 1804 nucleotides long. RefSeq names its product immunoglobin superfamily, member 21a (gene igsf21a). The record is from RefSeq and is a predicted model, not a curated record. Gene Ontology annotation, biological process: heterophilic cell-cell adhesion; homophilic cell-cell adhesion. Bases 1 to 1500 code for a protein of 499 amino acids. Lineage: Eukaryota; Metazoa; Chordata; Actinopteri; Pomacentridae. Gene Ontology annotation, cellular component: adherens junction. The transcript is spliced from 10 exons.
AUGGUGGGGAUUACACGGCCGAAACCCGGAGAGCAUGUAAACGCAGAUGGAGUUUGGGAUUUAUUGCAAAAUAAGGGAAAGAUGACCGUCUUCUCAUUGUGCUUGCUCCUGUGCGCGGAUCUACUGGAUUUAGCCGUCGGAUAUUUGACAGUUACCAUAGAGCCCCUGCCUCCUGUUGUUGUGGGUGAGACUGUUACUCUCAAGUGCAACUUCAAAACUGAUGGAAGGCUUCGAGAGAUUGUUUGGUACAGGGUCACAGAUGGAGGUACCAUAAAGCAGAAAAUCUUCACCUACGAUGCUAUGUUUAAUACAAAUUACUCCCACAUGGAGGACUACCGCAGACGUGAAGACCUUGUGUAUCAAUCAACUGUCCGGCUCCCAGAGGUACGGAUCUCCGACAACGGGCCUUAUGAAUGCCAUGUGGGCAUCUACGACCGGGCAACGAGGGAGAAGGUUGUCCUGGCUUCAGGGAAUGUUUUUCUCACGGUUAUGUCACCUCCAAACAACAUAUCAGUGGUGGCAGAGAACACUCCAGCCCCUUUCAGUCGAUACCAGGCCCAGAAUUUCACUCUUGUCUGCACUGCAAAGGGAGGAAAACCAGCCCCAUCGGUGUACUUCAAGCGUGAUGGGGAGCUGAUCGAGGUGAUCUCCUACACUCAACCCUCGACCGGCGAGCAGGGAAGCAGCGCCGCAGGGGUGAGAGGAGCCAGGCCGCUCAUCAGCCGGGACCUCGAUGACACCAAGCUCCAGAGGUCCCUGUCCCUCCUGGACCCCGAGGGGCGGCCCGCCCACCUGUACACAGAGAGCCCCCAGCGCGUCCACACUCAGGGCCAGCAGGCCUCCGAGCCCAGCCCUGCCACAGAGGUCAUCCCAGAGACAGUGGUCAGCCGGGAGUUCCCCCGCUGGGUCCACAGCACAGACCCUCUCUACUACUUCAGCCACACUCACAUCCCCCAGAGCGACGGCUCUGUGGUGGUGCAGGCCCGCCUCACCUGGACACUCAACCCUCAGCUGGAUAAUGACGCCCUAUUCAGUUGCGAAGUCAAGCACCCAGCGCUGUCCAUGCCCAUGCAGACAGAAGUGACUCUAGCUGCUCCUAAGGGUCCUAAACUCUUCAUGUCCCCGAGUAGGGCAAAGGUAGGGGACACAGUGCGCAUCACUGUGCAAGGAUUCCAGGUAGGAUCGCCUGGGAAUGAAGUUUUCCCUGAACCGCUCUUCACCUGGACGCGAGUUGGGGGCCGACUGCUGGACGGCAGCACCGAGCGAGAGGGGAAGGAGCUUAUUCUGGAGAGAGUGCCAGCCGAGCUCAACGGCUCUAUGUAUCGCUGCACGGCCCAGAAUCCUCUGGGUUCCACGGAUACGCACACUCGCCUCAUAGUCUUUGAAAAUCCAAGUAUGAUGAAAAACACACAGAAUCAGAACAAUGAAGCCUCUCGCACGGACGUGCUUGGACUAACGUGGAUGGCACUUGUCCUCACAGUGACAGUGGAACUGACGUGAAACCUCUCACCCAAGACACUCUUACUCACCAACACACAUACUUGCCCUUCUUACGCAACAUCCACAUAUGCACACACACACACACACACACACACACACACACACACUCUCCACAGUCCCGCAAGCCUUCUCCAGUCAUCAACAGACCCUCCAUACGUCAGUCGAUCAGGAAACAGUGCCACCACACGAUGGCGCUUUCACUGUUUUUUGUAACAAAAAUAAUAACCAAGAUAAUGAUAUUAAAAGAACAACAUGAUGAACAUGACAGUAACCACCUCCUAUAUAGCCCUGCCCAGUUACACCU